Messenger RNA from Larimichthys crocea (large yellow croaker), 2568 nucleotides. Its product is annotated as extracellular calcium-sensing receptor-like. The transcript has 6 exons. Gene Ontology annotation, molecular function: G protein-coupled receptor activity. Gene Ontology annotation, cellular component: plasma membrane. Lineage: Eukaryota; Metazoa; Chordata; Actinopteri; Sciaenidae. The record is from RefSeq and is a predicted model, not a curated record. Bases 1 to 2568 code for a protein of 855 amino acids. Gene Ontology annotation, biological process: G protein-coupled receptor signaling pathway.
AUGCUACUGCUCAAGCUGGUCUUCCUGGCCCUUCUGAUCAGGAGAGGAAUGACUGUCUGCCGCCUGCAGGGGAGUCCACAACCACCUGAGCUGACCCAAGCUGGAGACUUCAUCUUGGGGGGCAUUUUCACCUUUCGCACUGGGUACAUAGGCAGCAUGAACACCUUUCAAACUUUGCCCAAUCCUCCAACGUGCCUGCACAUCAAUAUCAGAGAAUUCAAAUUUUCCCAGGCCAUGAUCUUUGCAAUCAAGGAAAUAAAUCAAAAUCUUGCUAUUCUCCCCAACCACACACUGGGCUAUAAGAUAUACAAUUCCUGUGGAAUGACAAACAUUAUUAGGUCAGCUAUUGAUUUAGCCAGUGGACAGAGGGAGAUCAUAGAUGAAAGGAACUGCACAAAAGCUGAUACUGCACAGGCUGUACUAGGUCACUCUGCCUCCUCGCCCACGAUGGGAUUUGCUCGGAUUAUUGGAAGGUUCCAGAUACCAGUGCUUAGCCACUUUGCAACCUGUGCUUGCCUCAGUGACAGAGAGGAGUUUCCAUCCUUCUUCCGAACUAUUCCCAGUGACCAUUACCAGAGCAGAGCCCUGGCAAAGCUCGUCAAGCACUUUGGCUGGUCCUGGGUGGGGGCAAUAAGUAACAAAAAUGAGUAUGGUAUUAAUGGAAUUGCCACAUUUAUACAAAGUGCACAAGAAGAGGAGGUGUGCAUAGAGUAUUACCGGGCAUUUGAGCAAGGUGGCCCUCUUCGUGAGUUAACAAAUGUCGUUGAAACUGUGAAGUACUCAACCUCUAAAGUCAUUGUGGCCUUUAUGUCUCACAGAGAAAUUAAGUUGCUUGCAAAAGAGUUAUACAGACAGAAUAUUACAGGACUGCAGUGGGUUGGCAGUGACGCCUGGAUCACAGAUCACUCUCUGACUGACAGUGAAGGACACAGCAUCCUGGUGGGCUCCCUGGGCUUCGUUGUAAGCCAAGCUAAAAUCCCAGGAUUGGAGGAGCACCUGAGGCAGCUCCACCCGUCACUGUUUCCUUACAGUCAGUUUGUCAGAGAUUUCUGGGAAUAUAUGUUUGACUGUGCCCUGAAUGAAACAUCAAACACACAAAGAAAGCCAUGCAACGGCUCUGAGAGCUUGCAGAAUGUUGAAUCAUAUUUUACAGAUGUUUCAAGGCUGAGAUUCACUAAUAAUGUAUACAAGUCGGUAUAUGCAGUGGCACAUGCUCUCCACGACCUCGUCACAUGUGAAGAGGGGAAGGGCCCCUUCAAUAGUGGGAGCUGCGCUGACACUAAACAUGUUCAACCAUGGCAGGUGCUACAUUAUUUACAGAAUGUUAAGUUCACAACAAGUCAGGGAGAAAGAGUAACUUUUGAUCAGAAUGGAGAUCCACCUGCAAGAUAUGAACUUAUAAAUUUACAACAUGUAACCUCAGAGACCAUGCAUGUUGCCACUGUGGGUGUUUUUGAUGCCACUUUGCCCCAGGACCAUCAAUUUGUAAUGAAUGACGUGAAGAUAGUGUGGGGAGGAGGAAGUUAUACGGUGCCUGUGUCAGUGUGCAGUGAGAGCUGCCCCCCAGGAAAACGCAAAGUCCUGCAGAAAAGAAAACCUGUUUGCUGUUAUGACUGUAUACCAUGUGCAGAAGGAGAAAUCAGCAACAUUACAGACUCUUUGGAAUGUCUCAAAUGUCCCAUUGAUUAUUGGCCGAAUACCAGAGGAGACAUGUGCAUCUUGAAAGCAACUGAGUUUUUGUCUUAUGCAGAGAUCAUGGGGAUCAUUUUAACAUUCUUUUGCUUGAUGGGGGCGAUUUUGACAGCUAUGAUAGCACUAGUGUUCUUCCACUUUCGAGAAACUCCUAUUGUAAGGGCCAAUAACUCUGAACUGAGCUUCCUGCUGCUCUUCUCUUUGAGUCUGUGUUUCCUUUGUUCUCUGACAUUCAUCGGCCAGCCAUCUGAUUGGUCCUGCAUGCUGAGACACACUGCAUUCGGCAUCACCUUUGUCCUCUGCAUCUCUUGUGUUCUGGGGAAAACAAUAGUAGUGUUAAUGGCUUUUAAAGCAACACUUCCAGGAAGUAAUGUGAUGAAAUGGUUUGGGCCUGCACAGCAGAAACUCAGUGUUUUGGCCUUCACUUUCAUACAGGUUGUAAUCUGCAUACUUUGGCUGACAAUCAACCCCCCUUUUCCCUACAAAAAUAUGAAUUACUAUAAAGAGAAGAUUAUACUAGAGUGUGCCCUCGGAUCACCUGUAGGGUUCUGGGCUGUGUUAGGAUACAUUGGACUGCUUGCUGUCUUAUGUUUUUUUCUUGCUUUUCUGGCUCGAAAGUUACCUGAUAAUUUUAAUGAAGCUAAAUUUAUCACCUUCAGCAUGCUGAUAUUCUGUGCAGUUUGGAUCACGUUUAUCCCAGCGUAUGUCAGCUCUCCUGGGAAGUUCACAGUAGCUGUGGAGAUAUUUGCUAUUCUGGCCUCCAGUUAUGGACUUCUUUUCUGUAUUUUUAUCCCCAAAUGUUAUGUUAUUUUACUGAGGCCAGAGCAAAAUACCAAAAAGCAUUUAAUGGGCAAAACAAAAGAUAUUCAUUGUUAA